This is a messenger RNA of Periophthalmus magnuspinnatus, 1113 nucleotides long. RefSeq names its product perilipin-2-like. Gene Ontology annotation, biological process: positive regulation of triglyceride storage; lipid storage. Lineage: Eukaryota; Metazoa; Chordata; Actinopteri; Gobiiformes; Gobiidae. The record is from RefSeq and is a predicted model, not a curated record. Gene Ontology annotation, cellular component: lipid droplet; cytosol. Bases 62 to 1018 code for a protein of 318 amino acids. The transcript has 6 exons.
UCUCCUGUUAUCCGGAUUUCAGAGGGUUAUUUGUAUUUUUAUUAGAUUUCAUGUAGCGAUAAUGCCUCUGAACAACAACCAGAAAAUGAUCCAAGAGCCUGACAGUGCUGCUGCCAGGAUGGCCAGGCUUCCCAUUAUGCGCUCUGCCUGGUCCAAACUGUCUGUCCUGUACACUGACACUAAAUGCUCCCGUCCCAACCUGAGGAUUCUCUGUGACGCUUUGGAGUAUCAUGCAGUUCAUUUAUGCACAGUGGCCACAGACACCAUCUCUCCUGUCUUGGUCAUAUUGGAGCCUCAAAUAUCUAUGGCGAAUGAGAUGGCGUGUAAAAGUCUGGAUUGGUUGGAGUCUACUUUCCCAUUGAUUCAGGCACCAACAGAAGAGAUUGUUGCCGUUGCAAAAGACAAAAUGCAUGAAGCCAAAGAAAUGGUGAAUGUCGUUGCCACUGGGACUAAAGGCUGCAUACAGCACACAGUGGAGCAGGCUGUGAACACAGUGCUGCACACCAACGGUCACUUGAGUCCAUGCAUAGAAAAAGCUGUGAUUGUGGCUAGUGCAGGACUGGACUGUGCACUGAACGUGUCAGAGGCUCUGGUGGACCGCAUGCUGCCCUCUACUGUUGAGGAAAAAGAUUCGGUGGAGAGGUCGGAUUCCACCCCUCUGAGGACAUAUCGUGAGAGACUUCUGUCUGUCAGCACCAAGACAUACAGAGGAUCCUACAAGGCCAUAGUGACGCUGUCCAGGUCUCCCCGUUGGCCUCAGGGUCUUCCAACUUGUCUGUCAUCCUUGAUAUCGAGACUCCCCCAGUACCUUCAGCAUCAGGCCAUGAUCGUGAUCUUGUUCAUAUCACAGAUGUACACAUUAAGUGGUCCUCAACAAACUAACACAGGAGACACUCCCUCGAGCCCUGCUGCUGUGGACUCGCCUUCUCACAAUGACUGGCUCACAGUCAUUCCAUGGCAGGAGAGUCCCACCUGGAAGCUGAAGCUGUCCAAAUCUACUGACUGUGGAUGCAAGUAGCUGCAACACACCGACAGUUUAUGUAAAUAGCACCUUGAUUAUGAAAGCUUUGUGUCAUUGUGUUGAACUAUCACUUGGGCAAUAAAGACAUAAGA